CACCCAUGGUCGAUCCAUUGGCUCCACCGAGACCCUUUUUUCUAGCUGCCUCUUCAACCAGAGAUCCUCACCUACGCUCCUCUCCAACCAUGCCUCGCCAGGGUUAUGCUCAGGUAGACGCUACAGACCACGACCCUUCCCCAGUCACAACACCGCGUUCUGCGUCCCCAUCCGCUCUCUUCCAGCCGAGCGCACGUCCACCACCCUCCUCCUUUGCAUUCCCUUUCCAGGCCUACCCCGGCAAUCCCGAUCCAGGCAUGUCCAUCCCCGGUUAUACCAGGCGACGCUCCUCGUUGGAUAGCCUCUACCGCGGCCAGUCACCAUCCCUGUCCGACCAGCAGCCCAUCACCGGUGUCCUGCAUCAACGCUCCGCCUCUGUGUCCGACGACCUCCCUCCUCCCAACCCGCCCUUCAUGUCUAGCAACGCCGGAGGCAACGGCACGAACAGCGGCGCCUCCUCCGAAGCCAACUCGCUACGCCACUCUUCCUCGUCCAAUUCCCUUUACAAAGGAAGCGCCGCAGCGGCGGUCGCAAGCUCGGGUACCGCCAUCCCUCGCAACUCGUCCAACCACUCCUUCCGCACCCCAUUCCUCUCCCCGGCCUCGCGGCCGUCCUCGUGGGCUCCUCCUGCCCACCUCUCCGGACUCGGCCAAUACGCCGACACCAACUCGGCCAGUGCAUCCUCCACCGCCCUCGCGCUGGCCUACGCCAACGGCCUCCCACUGCCCAAGUCCAAACCUCCCGGCCCGAGCACGCGCCUCGUCCAGCCUCUCACCGAGGAAGACAAACCCUGGCUCACACACCGCCAACCUCGCGUACUCACCUCGUACCUCCUCACCCUCCUCUUCAUCUUCCUCGGCAUAUGUGGCGCCGCUGCCCUCUGCUACUUUGGGUACACCUCCGUGCCCCUCCUGGACGACUCUGACCUGUGCAUGGUGAUGAACGAGAACUUCAAUGGAGAUUCCCUCGACAGCGACAACUGGAACGUCGAGAUACAGAUGGGCGGGUUUGGGAAUGGCGAGUUCCAGAUGACCUCUGCAAGGGAAGAGAACCUCUUCAUCAAGAAUGGCCAGCUCUACAUGUACCCAACCCUCACUUCCGAGUCGCUGGGUAUCGACAUCUUCGACGGGUCCAACUACACAAUCGAGGAUUGCACAGCCGGCGAGGACUUUACUUCGUACAUCGGUCCAGCUCAAGGUUCGUUCCACGAUGGGUCCAACAACGCUCGAUUAUCGUGCAGCGCGAGUUCGAACGUGUUGGUUGGGAGCGUCAUCCCGCCCGCAAUGAGCGCGCGAAUCAACACCAAGGGCAAGAAAAGCAUUCGAUACGGCAAAGUCGAGAUUCGAGCGAAGCUUCCAAAGGGCGAUUGGUUGUGGCCUGCAGUGUGGAUGUUGCCGGAGGAGAACAAGUAUGGCAAUUGGCCAAUGAGUGGCGAAAUCGAUAUCAUUGAAGGACGAGGAAAUGGACCCUCGUACUCGCACCAAGGCUCAAAUUAUGUUCGCAGUUCGCUCAACUAUGGUCCUCUUUCAGCGCUUUAUACCCAGAUUUUUGGGUGGCAGGGUAUGAAGCGCAAGUCGUUUGACCAGGAUUUCCACACAUAUACGCUGGAAUGGACGCCGGACUUUAUCCGCAUGUUCGUCGACAAGAGGAUCAUCGCCAUGUUGGAAGUGACAGGUUUGAGGACGAAGAAGAAGAACUUUUGGGCCCGCGGCAAAUACCCCCAAGUCGCCUCCAACUGGACAGCCGACGAUACCGGAAACGGAGAGAUGGUUGUCGUCAAGAACAUAUGGGAGGAGAACGAGGGUGCUGCCAAUGCGCCGUUCGACCAGCCCUUCUUCUUGAUUGUGAACCUUGCCGUGGGCGGGACGAGCGGGUGGUUCCCGGAUGAUUCGUCCUCGUCUGAGGUUUCUGACUCGAAAAAACCGUGGUACGAUGAGAGCCAAACCGCCAUGCGCGACUUUGCUAGGGCGCAGGAUAGGUGGUACAAGACGUGGCCGGAGAACAGGGAGGUUAGGAGUCUGAGAAUAUGUGGGAGAUGUGUCGAGGUCGGAAGUAAGACUUCCAACCUUGGUCUUCCAUUCCUCUCUGUCGCGACAUAUACCCAAAUCCGCUCCCUCUCGAGGACAUACUCAACCUUGCCAUAGAAUUAACACCGAACAAUGAUGUCUCUCCUCUCGUGCUGCAUGUAGUUUCUUGGGACGCCCCCUCCUUCCCCCCUUUCAAAGUUUACGACGCCUACGGACAUCUACCUGCCCUACUCUUACAACUCACUCGUUCGCUUUCUCGCAGUUCACUUCACACCACAUUCACGAUAUUUUUCCUCUUCCCCUUGCAAAGCACUUACCUCAUUUGAUCGUUGUUCUGAUAGCUGCUCACUGGCCGUUCUCGCUCGCAUCCAUACCCCAGCCCACAAAUUCACUUAUCCAGCCUUUUCUCAAUCCCAUACAUGUACUCGAGUGUGCCAAUUCGUUUCUCCAGCGGGCUAAACGGUGCCGUAGAUAUCCAAUAUACGAGUCAGAUUCACUUCCU
This is a messenger RNA of Coprinopsis cinerea okayama7#130, 2529 nucleotides long. RefSeq names its product glucan 1,3-beta-glucosidase. Bases 6 to 2144 code for a protein of 712 amino acids. The transcript has 6 exons. The record is from RefSeq and is a predicted model, not a curated record. Lineage: Eukaryota; Fungi; Basidiomycota; Agaricomycetes; Agaricales; Psathyrellaceae. Gene Ontology annotation, biological process: carbohydrate metabolic process. Gene Ontology annotation, molecular function: hydrolase activity, hydrolyzing O-glycosyl compounds.